This is a messenger RNA of Myxocyprinus asiaticus (Chinese sucker), 9151 nucleotides long. RefSeq names its product alsin-like. Lineage: Eukaryota; Metazoa; Chordata; Actinopteri; Cypriniformes; Catostomidae. The record is from RefSeq and is a predicted model, not a curated record. The transcript is spliced from 37 exons. Bases 366 to 5600 code for a protein of 1744 amino acids. Gene Ontology annotation, molecular function: guanyl-nucleotide exchange factor activity.
CACCAUAACAACAUCCCCGAUCAUCAUCAUCAUCCUCAUUAUUAUGAGCUCUGCUGUGCAGUCUGUCUGUCUGUCUGCCUCAUCACCAGCUUAUUUCUCACCUCCCUUGAAGUAUUUUAAAAUCUAACAUAUUCACACAAGAUUUAUUGGGUUCUGUCUCUUUGAGAGGUUCAUAAUCUGAGCUAAGAAUAACCGAAACAGCAUUUAGACCAUUUUACACGUUAUUAAUUCAACAAAUAAGACGAGAAAUAGAGCUGUUAUUGUCUUCUGGACGUUUUACUGCAUUUUCCGGACCUGACAGUGUUGUUAUUGUUAAUCAUCCACAGGGACAAAAGCACCAGCUGUGACAUGGGAGAUGUUUAGAGAUGGAGAAACACAAGAGUUCUGGUGAAGAGGACAGUUCUAGGGAGAGAGGUCUGCUCUAUAAGUGGAGAGGAUAUUCCUACAGCACCACACCAGAGAGGGUGCUGCUCUCCCGGCCGGUGCUCCAGGCUGCCCUCGGGGCCAGACAUGGUGUUCUCCUUGUAGAGGGGGGACAAGUCUACAGUUUUGGUGAGUUGCCAUGGAAGCAAAACCAAGGGUCAUCAGUGGCAACUGAGCCCAUUCUGGAGGCGGUGCUUAGUGAACAACGUGUCAUUUUUGUGGCAGCUGGCUCCGCCCACAGUGGAGUCGUAACAGAGGAUGGAGGCGUGCACAUGUGGGGAGAAAACAUUCACGGCCAAUGUGGCCUAUCAGGACUCUCUGUUAUCCCUAACCCCACCCCUGUGGGAGUGGUUGACUCUGAGACCAUGCCUUCUCAGACAAUAAAGAUCCAGGAGGUGGCAUGUGGGGAUGAGCACACACUGGCUCUUUCAGCCAAGCACGAAGUCUGGGCUUGGGGGAGCGGCUGCCAGCUAGGCCUGAACACCUCAACUUUUCCUGUCUGGAAGCCCCAGAAGGUGGAGCACCUGGCUGGAAGGCAUGUUCUGCAGGUGGCCUGUGGAGCCUCUCACAGCCUGGCUUUAGUGCGCUGUCUGCCCCCUCCACAGGAACCUUGCAAACCCCCUCCAGACAAGUGUGGCCAGUGCCAUCAGCUGCUCUACACAAUGACAGACAAGGAGGACCAUGUUAUCAUCUCUGAUGGCCAUCACUGUCCACAAGGGGUUGAGCUUGAGAACACUGAGACUAAAUCUGGCUUAGAAUGUAGCCCAGAUCAGGGGUUACUGGAUAAGACAGGUAAGAACUCUCCCUCGGAACCCAGCGAGAUCCCAAAAUCACCUACCUCCAGCACCAACCCUGUAUCUACACCUCCCUCUUCAAGCACACCUGCUUCUGAACCUCAAAAUCAGGCACCUGUAUAUGGCCAAGAACCUGCAGAACUAGCCUUAAAAGACUCAAAUAAGCCUGAAGAUCCAGUCAUUAAUGGAGAGGCUUGUGUUGAAGCCUCAGAGACCAGCAUCCCUGAGCCGGACUGCUGUAAGACCACAAGUGGGUCUGUGUUAGGAACAGGGAUGAAGUCCUCUCCAUACCCAGAUGAGCAGGCAGUGAAGGCCUACCUGAAGAGACUCUCUGAUCACUCGCUGCCAGAACACACGGCCAAGACCUCCAGUACGCUUCACUCUGCUCAGCUCUCUGGUGACCCUGCUGAUGCUUUCACAUGUAACCCCUUGAUUCCGGUUGCCCAGUCUGUGACUCCAAUGGGGUCAGCGCUAAAUAACCUAGUGGUGUCGUGUGCAUCUGCAGUUGGGGAGCGUGUAGCAUCCACAUAUGAGGCGCUCUCCCUGAGAAAAGUGAUUGGUUACUGGGUUCCAGGAGAGGGGCGUGAGCGAGUUGAGGAGAGACUGCGUCAAGAGGAGCCCAUGCAGGGGAAGAAAAGCUCCAGCCUGGGGGACAUUCGUGAGGAGGAGGCGGAGCUUAGCCGUCGCCUCUCUCUGCCUGGCCUGCUCUCUCAGGGUAUACACCUUCUUCUCUUACACUCUGUGUACCAUCUCUGUAAGUCUGCAUGGAGAGGUGUCCCAUAUAUUGCUGUUGCCAUGGUUACAGACAAUGCAGAGUCUCAGGUGAAGGCGUCGUCUUCCACUGCAGCGACUGAAGUGUCUCCUCGUCUUUUGCGACGGACGAGCCGUCCCCGAAUGCGGGCUGUUCCGAUUGCUUCAGAAGGCGUACCUGAGGCCGACACCAGCCUGCCUUCCUUGCAGACAGAAGUGUGGAGCUGGGGGCGGGGCCAGGAAGGGCAGCUUGGACAUGGAGACCUGCUUCCCAGAGCGCAGCCCAUCUGUAUUAAGAGUCUGAAUGGUAAAGAGGUGCUGAGAGUGGCUGCAGGUGCUCAUCACUCUCUCGCCCUUACAGCACAAUCACAGGUGUUCUCCUGGGGCUGUAACACCUCUGGACAGCUGGGACACAUGGAAUCACCCACCACCUUCCCCCAUUUAACCAAGCUGUCAGAGGGGAUUCGUGUCUGGGAUAUAGGGGCGGGGCAACAGCACACUCUCCUAUUGGCUGAUGGAGAUUGCAUCCAGCCAAUCCUGUACUACAGUGGGCAGCAGGUGAAAGAGGAGGUGGAGCAGAUGGGAGAGGAGCAAACAGGGGAGUACACACAGCAGCCUGUGCUGCUCCCCUUUUGUAUGAAUCUGGGCUAUGUGAGCAGUGUGUGUGCGGGUGGACAGAUUUGCGCGGCAUUGGCGGACCAUAAUGUAAUGGGUUUUAUUGCCAGUCUGCAUGAGCUGGUGGCCACAGAGAGAAAAUACUACUGCAAACUCAGCAAUAUCAAGAGACUCCUGCUCCAACCACUGCUCAAACUGGACUCUUUAAGCUCCACCCUCGGUCAGUCCACUGCAGGGCUGCUGCAGAAUCUGAUUGGACGAUUGAGUCGACUGUCUCAGCUAACGGGUCAAAACUCUGCCUUAUUGAGCUCUAUCCUGCGGCGCUCGCGUGAUAUCCGAGGUCUUGCUCUUCUUGACGAUGCACAUCUGUUCCUGGACACUUAUUCAGAGUACUGUACUGCAGUUGGUGAUCUCAUAGUCAUGGGGGGAUUUCAGACACUUGUCAAACCUUGCAACGAUGUGUUUGGGAAGGGGGCGGAGGUUGUUCAGAGGUUGUCUGAGUGCUCUGAAGAGGGUUUGCCCUUAGCUGAUAAUCUGGCUCAUCUCUUUUACCUGCCCUUAAUGCACUUGCAUGAAUAUGGACGACUGCUGCUCAAACUGGCUACCUGCUAUGAAGUGCACUCGGUGGAUUAUCAGAAGCUUCAAGAUGCCUGCUCCAAAUACGAGUCAAUGGCUCUUCAUCUGAAGAGGAGGAGGAAGGAAGCAGAGUACACACUCCACUUCUGGAAGACCUUUCCUGGAAAGAUGACCGACUCCCUCCGGAAGCCGUCUCGUCGGCUGAUCUGUGAAAGCAGUAAUAAAGCUUUGAGUCUUCAGAACGCAGGGCGUUUUUCUGUCAACUGGUUCAUCCUCUUUAACGAUGCGCUCGUCCAUGCACAGGGCAUGGUCCCCUAUAAGAGUCUUUUUUCCACUCAUCACGUCUUCCCAUUGGCUACGCUGUGGGUGGAGCCUAUUUCUGAGGAAAACACUGGCCUGUAUGGUUUAAAGGUGACAUCACCAGAGGAGAGCUUCACUCUGAUGGCCUCCUCACCAGCUGAAAAGGCAAAGUGGCUUCGUUCUAUAAACCAGGCGGUGGAGCAGGCGCUUAGUGGACUGGGGCAUGAUGGGAUACCUCCUUCCACAGGGUUGACGCAGAGAGCAGACCCACCUAUUUCACGCACGGCAUCGUACACGUUCUACAAAGAGAGUCGGCUCAAGGAGGCCACGUACGAGGGACGAUGGGUCUUGGGAAAACCCCAUGGGCGGGGCGUGGUCAAAUGGCCGGAUGGAAGAAUGUAUACAGGGACAUUCAAGAACGGCCUUGAAGAUGGUAUUGGAGAGUACGUGGUACCAAACAAAAACCUGAACAGCUGUGAUCAUUACCAAGGGCAAUGGAAAGAUGGCAAGAUGCAUGGCUUUGGAACGUUCAAGUACGCCUCCGGUGAAGUGUACGAGGGCUUGUUUCAAGAUAACUUGCGUCACGGUCAUGGGAUGUUGAGUAGUGGGAAACUGAACUCCACCUCUCUCAGUGUCUUCAUUGGCCAGUGGCAAUACGACAAGAAAUCUGGCUAUGGCAUUUUUGAUGACAUCACCAGAGGGGAGAAAUACAUGGGUAUGUGGCUGGAUGAUCAGCGUCAGGGGAAUGGAGUUGUUGUUACACAGUUUGGCCUUUACUAUGAAGGUGCUUUCAGUAACAACAAGAUGAUGGGCACUGGUGUUUUACUCUCUGAAGAUGACACCACAUUUGAAGGGGAGUUUUCAGAGGACUGGACUUUAAGUGGAAAGGGUGUGUUGACGAUGCCUAAUGGAGACUACAUUGAAGGUUCUUUCAGUGGGGUUUGGGGAACCGGUCUAAAGAUCUCCGGUUCCUACUACAAACCCAGCCUCUAUGACUCAGACAAGGACAAGCCUAAUGCAAUUAAGCUGGGUAGGAUAGCGGUCCACUCUGAGGAGAAGUGGAAGGCUGUGUUUGUUGAGUGCUGGAAGAGUCUGGGCUGUGAUUCUCCUGGAAUGGGACAAACCAGUAUAGCAUGGGACAACAUCGCCAUAUCACUCACUGCUAACAGGAGACAGCAGAGAGACAGUCCAGAGUUGCUGAGUCGCUCUCAUCAUAAAACACUGGAGAGUCUUGAGUUUAUCCCGCAGCAUGUGGGUCCUGUUACAUUAGAGGUGUAUCAUACAAUCCGCCGGUACCUUGUCAAGGCAUGUGACACCCCGCUGCAUCCUCUGGGUCGGCUGGUGGAGACGUUGGUUUCGGUGUACCGUAUGACGUAUGUUGGUGUUGGAGCAAAUCGUCGAUUACUGCCCCAGGCCGUCAACGAGAUCAAGUCCUAUCUCUGUCGCAUCUUCCAGCUUGUCAGGUUCCUCUUUCCUGAUCUGCCAGAGGAAGGCUGUUCACUGGCCGAGCCUCCUAAAGAGAAGAGUGACUCAGACCCCACUGGGAAGCAGCUGGAGUCUCCUAAACCUGGGUGUGUGGUCAGUAGCUCUGCUCUCCUCCUUCCGGUACUUUUGCCACGUCUCUAUCCUCCUCUCUUCACUCUCUACGCUCUAGAGAAAGAGAAGGAGGAUGAUGUGUACUGGGAUUGUGUGUUACGACUCAACAAACAACCAGACCUCGCACUGCUCGCCUUUCUUGGGGUUCAACAGAAAUUCUGGCCUGUGACUGUUACUGUACAUGGAGAAAAACAACAGGUAAUUUCAAGCACUAAGGACGCCUGUUUUGCCUCAGCAGUUGAGACACUACAGCAAAUCAGCACAACUUUCACGCCUUCAGAUAAGCUCCAGGUCAUCCAGCUGACCUUUGAAGAGAUAACCCAGGUUGUACUUGCACUCCUGAAACAAGAUUUCCUGUGGUCUAUGGAUGACCUGUUUCCUGUCUUCCUCUUCGUUGUUUUGCGUGCACGUAUACGGAAUCUGGGGUCAGAGGUCAGCCUGAUUGAAGACCUGAUGGAUCCGUGUGUACAACAUGGCGAGCAUGGAAUCAUGUUCACCACGCUCAAGGCAUGCUACUAUCAAAUCCAGCAUGAGAAGGUCACGUAAUGAAAAGUUUCUUCAAACACCUCUGGAAUGACUGACAAACAGACCAGCCAAUCAAAGUGUAUCUGUGGAGGAAUGAUGCUGUGACCUGACGUGUGAUGAGCCAGUCACAUUCUGUGCCUGGUCCACAAAGCCCAGGGAGGGUUAUACCGCUGGCUGAGGUCCCAUAGUCACACCAAACCAUCCAGUUUUCUGGGGAAGUUAGUCUUUGGUUGUGGCAAGGAUUUUUUGCAUCUAUACUGCAUCUGAAACGAUUCUAACAUUUAUUAUUUAAUAUUUUUGUGUCUUCCUCACUUAGUUUAUAAUGUUUGAGGCUUUUUAACUGCUACUGUUACACCACUACCAAGAUGAUGUAACAUCAUUCACAUCUGGUAUGAUUAUAUGGUUUAUUCUCAGUGUUUCACUGGCUCAGAAUUGAAGGGUCAAUUCCACAGAAUGAAAGGAGCUUAACAUAGCAAUGACUCUAUAAGCAGACGCCAGCCAUAUUGAUGUAUGAAGUUAUCAUGGUUGCCAUCUACCUCUGUCUUUGACGUAAACUACCCAUUAACCGAAAUUGUUCCUGAUAGUAUUAGAUCAUUCAAUGCCAUGAGCACACUGCCUUGGACCUCAUUCAUGCAUCCAUUCGUAAAAAUGCAACAAGAUAUGUGUCUUAUUGAUAAAUGACCAUGAAUAAAUGGCAAGACAUGGACUGUUGUCCCACAAGCAGAUUUGUGUUCAAAUAUCUGCCUGACAUCUGAUCCAUUUGGAAUACAAUUGGUGGGCUGUUUUAUCUUUUUCCAUGCACAGAAUUGAUGACCUGCUUUAUUCUAUGUAAAUCUGUGUUUACAGGCUUCUUAGUUCGAUUGAACUUAUUAUUGUAACAGUUUGUUGGUCAACACUGUUUGUUCAUUCUCUAUGCAGUCGCACAGCAGUCCCCAAGUCCUUUCUGGGGAAUAUGAAGUAUUUUUUGUGUUCAAAUGGCUUUUUCCAGUUGCAGACGACUUUCAAACUUUCAUUCCAUAUAACAUUUGGAAUUGUUUCAAACCAUGGGUGUUUAAUGUGAGGGUGGAGUAUAUUAGGGUCAGGGACUCGCAUGUUUUUGUUAACAUACCGAAUCUGCGAAAGCAGGACGAAAGUUUUGAGGUCUUGCUCCCAUGCACCACAACGCUCAAGCAAGGAUGUAGAUUUGGUUUGAACAUGGGGAGGGGGGAGGGGGGAGGGGGGUUGCAGCGUGAACCAUUUAUAUUUUUCCAUUGAUCAAGGUUUAAAUAUUGGGGGGGUUGUACUUGCUUGUUUUGAUUAUUGGGAGGAAUACCAUCCCCCCCGGAAUCUAAGAUUUGCAUGCUGAACUAAUUUUACUAUGAGAUCUGCUUUCUACAAAUCUCAGUGUUCACGUUAAGAGUCACUAUUAGCAGAAAGUUCAUCAUGAAGCACAAACACUGUAACAUUUAUUGCUGAAACUAGUACUUCUUUCUUAACAUAUAUGUUAAUAAUGGAUAGUUCAUCUAAAAUGAAAUUUCUGUCAUAAUGUACUCACCCUCAUGUCAUUCCAAACCUGCAUGACUUUGAGAAAUCUUAAUGAACAUCCCGUUCCAUCUCUCCAACACAAUCACAGUGCUACACAAUCAGUUAAAAGCUUAAAAAAGUGCCUAAAAGUAUCAUAAAAGUAGGCUAUGCAAGUCGUCAUAUUCCAAGUCUUCUGAAGAAGUAUGAUAGGUUUUGGUGUGAAACAGCCUGAAAUUUAAGACAUUUUUCAAUUAAAAUCUUAAUGUCCAUUGUGCAUUCACAGUAGCUUUUCUCCAAAAAACAUAUCAUGUACCUUCAGAACACUUGGAAUAUGAUGAAAGAGUUGCGUGGACUACUUUUAUGAUGCUUUUUUCUGUCUUUUUUUAAGCUUUAAAGUGAGUCACUAUCAACUGAUAUUGUAUUGAAAAGGAAGACCAAGAUAUUCAUUAAAACGUGUGUUCAGCAUUGGAAAGAAAGACAUAUGGGUUUGGAAUGACAUGAGGAUGAGUAGAUGACAUACUUGAAAAUUUUGGGUGAACUAUUCCUUUAAGAAUUCUGAAAAGUGCCUCUGACAGUGUUAUGGAUGUUAUCAUGGCAUCACUAUACCCAGCAAUAGCUACAGUACGAGUUGAGUGUCAAGUUUUAAUGCUAACAGACUAAUGCAAUUUCUUUUAUUGACUUUGUUUUAUUUAUUUGAUGGUUAGGUCUGUGUGCAGCAAAAAUAAUCUGAGCGGUGCAGAUAAUCUGCUGGGCAUUUCACACAGAGCAACAUAAGAACAAUGACAUGAAAAGUGGCUCGGAGUGAGUUUGAAUAAAUGGUUGGAAAAUCCAUUCCCAAGGAUCAGAGAUCUGGAUUUUGAUGUCUGAGCUGUGUCUAAUCGGACAAACUCUGUGAAACUGUUAUGGCAAAGAAUUAUUGAUGUUUACAACCAUUGACACUUGAAAUGUUGCAUGAAUAUCAUGAUUGUACUUUUGGUACAGGAAGUCAAUGGUGCAUAUUUCCGCAUCAGUAUUCCUCUGCUGAGCCAAGGUACCCACAUUAACCAUUAAUGUGUCGCACAUUAAUCGGAAUGUGUGUAUAUGUAAAGUAUGAUGUUUUUGUGUAAUUUGUUUCUUUUAUUGUUCAAGCUGUUACUGACUCGUAGUUCAAAUGGAAGGCAAUAAAUUGAUGACUGAGUUUUUGUCUAAUUAUUUAUUUUAUUAUUUGGGGGGAUUUUUAUGUAUUAGCGUCUGGAAAAGGAUAUUACAGUUUUUAAAGCAUGGAAUCCUCUUGUGAUAUACUUUAUUAAAAUGUCAUCUCUUGCCUAGGGAUGAUUUGCUAAGCAUCUGCUGAACAGAAUAAAACGGCUCUGUGUCAAGUUGUGUUACACAGAGGUUCUGCUGCUCAGACUGUUUGAGGUCACACUAGUUUCAUGAAAGGGAUAUGAUGGUAGGAAUGGAAAAACAAAGACAAAAAAUGUAGGACUUUACUCAAACCCAUCAAAUCAGUUUUGCUAUAUUGUUAAAUUGAUUAAUAGAUGGGAAACUGCAAUAAAUUGACAGUUAUUUCUCAGGAUAGGAUUACUUUUGAAAGUCCUUGCCAAAAAAAAAAAAAAAAAAAAAAAAAACCCUAUUGAACAUUUACACCUUCCCAUGGAAAAAAAAAAAAAAAGAUAGAGUUCAGAUAUUGUUAUCAGGUUUUAUGUGACAAUGGGAACUUGGUGUUCAAUACACCUUUGUGAAGAAUACAUCUUUGUACUAUCUAAAGAAAAAAAAAAUUUGCACAACAUAUGUGUAUUUAAAAUGUCCUUUCUGAAAUAAAUUAAAACAAUUAUGAAACCAAACAAUUCAUGAAUCAAAUGAGUUACAGUUAGGGUUAGGAACAGUUUAAAACUACAACAUGUAAAACUGCAACACUGAGUGUGGCAACAUGCCCUGACAUCAAUGUGAUUGACAUUUAAAUAAAAUAAACCCUUGUCCUGAGAACCUUUAGGUUAAAAUCUGCAUUCAUAAUAUAUUUGACCCCUGCCUUAUGCCAUAAUGGUUUAAUUUUGUUCAAUUAAAUAAAUAUUAUGGGUUCAGUACAAGUU